CUCAAACAUCCUAAUUGAGAAAUGUUCUUGCAGCAAAUAGGAAUAACUCAUCCAAACUUACUAUCAGUAUAGUGGUUCCUUUGGUUGUCGCAGUACUUUUUUCCAUUGCCUUCGGGUUCUUCUGUUUCGGGAGAAAGAGAACGCAGAGAAAGAAGUAUGACUGUAAGUGUCCAUCCCUCAAACAUGUCAUCUAGGCAUAUGUGUCUCUAACUUGCUUAAUGGGUUCGCACAAUUUGUUGUUUUGGUCAUGAAGAUGUGGAUGAUGAGACUCCAGUUACAGCAGAGUCUUUGCAGUUCAACUUCAGUACAAUAAGUGCUGCAACAGACAAAUUCUCGGAAGCUAAUAAACUUGGAGAAGGCGGGUUUGGUUCUGUUUACAAGGGGACACUUCCAGAUGGGCGAGAUAUAGCCGUGAAGAGGCUAUCAAAAUACUCUGGUCAAGGUGACCUAGAGUUCAAGAAUGAAGUUACAUUAGUAGCUAAACUUCAACAUAGAAAUCUUGUUAACCUUGUAGGUUUCAGCUUAGCUAGUGAAGAAAAACUACUCAUCUAUGAAUUCAUGCCAAAUGCAAGCCUUGACCAAUUUCUGUUCGAUCCGACUAAAUGCACACAACUGGAUUGGGAAAGACGACACAAGAUAAUAGCAGGGGUAGCAAGAGGACUUGUAUAUCUCCAUGAGGAGUCUCGACUUAAAAUCAUCCACCGGGAUCUCAAAGCUAGCAAUAUAUUAUUAGACAUGGACAUGAAUCCUAAAAUUGCAGAUUUCGGCAUGGCUAGGCUUUUUGUUCAUGACCAAACUCAAGAGCGUACAAGCAAAAUUGUUGGAACGUAUGGCUAUAUGGCUCCAGAGUAUAUAAUGCAUGGUCAUUUCUCAGUGAAAUCGGACGUUUUUAGUUUUGGUGUCUUAAUAUUAGAGAUACUUUGUGGACAGAAGAACAGCAGUUUUUAUCAAUCAGAUGUUUCUCAAGACCUUUUAAGCUAUGUAUGGAGACAUUGGAAUGACGGAUCAGCUAUAGAAAUAUUAGAUCCAACAUUGAAAGACACAUAUUCUAGAAAUGAAGUGGUGAGAUGCAUCCAUGUUGCAUUAUUAUGUGUUCAAGAAAAUAUUGCAGAUAGACCCACAAUGCCCACAGUUAUCCAAAUGCUCAACAGCUACUCUGCGACUGAUCCUGCUUUACCUUUAGCGCCUGCGUUUUUUAUUGGGAGUACCGUAAAUAUGGAGCCCCAGUCGAACUUAGGCUACAGCGAAGAACAAGGAAGCUCGAAGAACGAGUCGGUGAUUAGUGAAGUAGGGGCGGGGAGCGUGAAUGAAGUUACAAUUACAGAACUAGACCCUCGAUGAUGAUAUAUACCACUACAUUUCCAGA
Papaver somniferum (opium poppy) is the source of this 1366-nucleotide messenger RNA. Its product is annotated as cysteine-rich receptor-like protein kinase 10. The record is from RefSeq and is a predicted model, not a curated record. The coding region runs from base 559 to 1341 and encodes 260 amino acids. Lineage: Eukaryota; Viridiplantae; Streptophyta; Magnoliopsida; Ranunculales; Papaveraceae. Gene Ontology annotation, biological process: protein phosphorylation. The transcript is spliced from 5 exons. Gene Ontology annotation, molecular function: protein kinase activity; ATP binding.